AUGGCUGAAAACGCGGCCGCUGCAGCCCCAACUCCGGCUCCGACUCCGGCUCCAGCUCCGGCUCCAGCUCCAGCAAAUGGCCGUGUUGCCUCUCCACCCGCGCCUAAUAACACUAGCACACCAGGCAAUGAUGCAGCUGAGGUUUUGCCUGGUUAUUCACCCCCAAGGGGCACUUCUCCUGCAUCUAGGGAUGAAAUGGUCGAUGAAUUAGAUCCAGCUCGGAAUGGGAGAUCCUAUCGUUUGUGCAAGGAAUGCCGUAGUAUUUUACCAACCAGGUGGGCUUACUGGUUAAAGAAACGGGACCCAGAAACACCUCGGGGCUUCUGGUUUUUCGUAACAAUGGCCUGGCGUUUCCUCCUCACCAAUAAAUGCCCGGAGUGUAAAUCCAAAGGAAACGGCCGACGUGUUUCCCCCCCGCAAGGGCAGUCGCCGGUUCGGUCAAUGCGGCGAUCGCAGGAGGAGACUCAGGGGUUGGCGGAUGUGGGGAGACCGGAGUAG
Molecule: messenger RNA, 498 nt
Organism: Blastomyces gilchristii SLH14081
Lineage: Eukaryota; Fungi; Ascomycota; Eurotiomycetes; Onygenales; Ajellomycetaceae
Exons: 2
Coding region: 1-498 (165 amino acids)
Source: RefSeq, a predicted model, not a curated record